CAAUUAAUUGAAACAACAAUUAAAAAUUAAUACAACAAUUAAUUUAUAUGACGUCUUCAUUAAGCAUUUUCGAAUUUUCGGUUGGACUCAAUCGUUGUCAUCAUCUACACCAACAACAACAACAACAAGACAGCAAUCAUCAGCAGCAGUCGUUGUCGUCAUCGACAGAUAACUUGACCACAAUAGACAACCAACGAUUACCGCCAGUGUUUACCACAGCGUUGUUUAUGCCGUGUCAUCGGUCGCCACCAAAUCUCGCCAACAAUUUAAGGCAUUCUUUAGGUGGUGGUGUUUCUGUCAGAUCCAGUAGAAGACAUAGUAGUAGUAGUAGUAGUACUAGUGGUAACUGUUUAGACGAUUAUCGGUCGUGAUAUCUGAUAUCAAAUCGUGAUUAGCUAUUAGCUCACCAUUUCAUGUGUGAUUUUUUUUGGUGGUCGGCUCUUAAACGCCAUCGUCAUCUGAUCUAUUAAUUUAUAUGUUGGUCUCUCUCUCUUAUCACUACUUUAUCUCUCUCUCUCUUUCUUCUGUGUCUAUCUUUUCAAUCAAAUCUUUCAUUCAAAUCCACUACUUUAUCACCAAUUGGUUGGACUCCGUCUCGACGACACCAAUCCGAUCGGUUGUCUCCCAUAAUUUGAUUUGAUUUACCGAUAAUUAUCAUCGGCUAUCAUAAAACUAAUAGCCCAUUGCACCGACCAUUGCAAUCAACAACAACAAAAAAUCUCAUUUUUUUCUUGAAAACAAAAGAUUGAUCCAAAAAUUUUCAGACAAAAAAGACAUCCAAUCGCUUAUAUAGCUAUCUAUCAUCAGCUAAUAGUUGUUUCAUUCAAAUAUUUUCUCUUAAAAUCUACGGUAAACUAAAAAAAAAACAAUUGUUUAGUCAAAUAUCUACUUCUACGACAACAAUGGCUAUGCUUAACGUUAAUCGUAAAGUAAUUGAUCCCUUCUAUCGAUACAAAAUGCCAAGACUUGACGCCAAAGUCGAGGGCAAAGGCAAUGGGAUUAAGACUGUAAUCGUUAAUAUGGUGGACGUGGCCAAGGCUUUGAAUCGGCCGCCAAUGUAUCCGACCAAAUGGUUUGGCUGUGUUCUGGGAGCACAAGUUAACAGCGAUCUCAAGAACGAACGUUACAUUGUUAACGGUGCUCACGAAUCGUCACGACUGCAGGAACUGUUGGACAGUUUUAUCCAGAAGUACGUACUGUGCGGUGCGUGCGAAAAUCCCGAAACAGUUUUAUCGGUAAGCAGCAAAAAAGGUACCAUUGGAUCCACUUGUAAGGCGUGCGGCCAUUCGUGUAUGCUGCCGGUUACCGAUCGAUUGGCCACUUAUAUAUUGAAAUGUCCGCCAACACAGUCGUCGGGCGGUGCCGGCUCGGGCGCAUCAGUGCAGGCGUCCGGCAAGAAAAGCAAACGCAAAGCUAAAGACGGUAAAAAUGGCGGCGGCGGCGGCAAGAAUGGCGACUCUAAUGAACGAAACGGUAGUCCGCAUAGCGGUUCCGAUGGCGACCUUAAUGGUGGCGAUGUCGAUGAUGAUUGGGUUCCCGAAGAGGAUACCGACGCCGAUGCUGUGGCUCGUCGUAUGGAAGCUGCGCUCAGUGCCGGUACCAAAGCCCUGAUGAUGAACGACGAUCUCGAAAAGAGUUCCGAAGAAAGGAUUCAAAUAUUUUACGAUUUUCUUAAGAAGAAAAAGAGUGAUAACAACGGCGGCGGCGGCGGACCCAUGGAUGCCACCAUCCAGAAGGAGAUUGUAUGCGAAGCCGAACGUCUGGAAGUAAAAGAAAAGGCUGUAAUCGUAUUGUGCGAACUGCUCUUCGAUGAGCCCAUAAAGAUAUUGCAACAGAUUAAGACACACAGACUAUUGUUUUUGCGGUUUACUUCGGAUAACAGUAGAGCCCAGAAAUAUUUGUUGAGAGGCAUUGAAUUGACUAUCAAAGAGUUUAAGGAUCAGCUUAUAGUACGUGUACCCCAUAUUCUUAAGCAACUCUACGAUUUGGAUAUACUGGACGAAAAAGUCUUGAUUGAAUGGGGAUCUAAAGUCCAGAAGAAGAAUGUGGGCAAAGAAAUCGGUCAAGAAAUCUAUGACAAGUCGCAGCCGUUUAUCAAAUGGCUUAAGGAAGCCGAAGAAGAAGACGAUUCAGACGACGAUUCCGAUAAUGACGAAGAUCUCGAAGUGGUCUACGAUGAGCGCAUACGUCCCGAUAAGAUCAUACAAAUCGAAGACAAUGAAGACAUGAAUAACAAGAACAACAAGUCGUCGACUACUAAUCAAUUGAAUAAUACAUUAUUGUCGACACCAUUGACACCAACGACAUCAUCAGCAGCAGCAUCGAUGACAAUGACAGCCAUGACUCAGGACGAGAUCAUUACCAAUACGAAGACUGUUAUCCAAGGUCUGGAAGCGUUGAAAAAUGAAAACCACACGAUAUUGGCCGGACUGGUGGCCACAUUACAAGUGGUCAAAGAGACGACGACCACCAGCAAUGUCGGCGGCGGCGACGCCAAUACAAGACUAAUGGAAGAAAAGGCUUCAAUCAUACAGAAGAUUAUCGAAUCGAUUGAACUGGGUUUGGGUGAGGCAUCGGUAAUGACGGCUCUGGCCGGCCAUUUGCAGACAAUCGAAGCCGAAAAGCAGAAACUACGGGCUCAAGUCAGACGAUUGUGUCAGGAAAAUGCUUGGCUUAGGGAUGAGUUGGCUAAUACUCAACAGAAAUUGCAGGCAUCGGAACAAAUGGUUGCACAACUGGAAGAAGAGAAGAAACACUUGGAGUUUAUGAAUUCGCUGAAGAAAUACGAUGGACAGGACACCAGUAUUUCCGAGGAAACAAGUUUCAGCGAAAAAAGUAAAUCCGAAACCGAGCCGCCGUUGGACUUAGGCUUUCCCGACGAUGACGACGACGUUGUCCAUCCGGAAGGUCUGACACCGACACCGCCCGGCCAGAUGGCCGCCGCUGCCAACGCUGGCUACGAAAUACCCGCCCGACUACGUACGCUGCAUAACUUGGUCAUACAGUACGCGUCGCAGGGCCGCUACGAGGUGGCCGUACCGUUGUGCAAGCAGGCUCUGGAAGAUUUGGAAAAAACCAGUGGACACGAUCAUCCCGAUGUGGCCACAAUGCUCAACAUACUGGCACUGGUCUACAGGGAUCAGUAUAAGUAUCGGGAAGCGGCCAACCUGUUGAACGAUGCCUUAAACAUCCGGGAGAAAACAUUGGGCGAAAAUCAUCCGGCCGUAGCUGCAACAUUGAAUAAUUUGGCCGUAUUGUACGGUAAACGUGGCCGCUAUAAGGAAGCCGAACCCCUAUGUAAGCGUGCCCUAGAAAUCAGGGAACGAGUAUUGGGGAAAUCGCAUCCGGAUGUCGCUAAACAACUAAACAAUUUGGCCCUAUUGUGCCAAAAUCAAGGCAAAUACGAUGAAGUGGAAAAAUAUUACGUCCGGGCGCUGGAAAUCUACGAAAAAGUUCUCGGACCGGACGACCCGAAUGUGGCCAAAACUAAAAACAAUCUGGCCUCGGCCUAUCUGAAACAGGGCAAGUAUAAGGAAGCGGAACUAUUGUAUAAGCAGGUGCUGACCCGGGCACACGAGCGGGAGUUCGGUUCAAUCGAUGACCAGAAUAAACCGAUUUGGCAGUUGGCCGAAGAACGGGAGGAGAUCAGGUCGAAGAAUAACGGUGUAAUGCCGCCGCCGUCGUCGCAGCAGCAGCAGUCGGCGACGGCAACGACACCCGGAUCGGCCACCAAUGCCGACUACGGCGGCUGGCAUAAAGCUGUUGAUAAAUGUCCAACAGUGGCCACUACGCUGAAGAAUUUAGGUGCACUCUAUCGACGACAGGGCAAGAAUGAUGCCGCAGAAGUACUCGAAGAGACGGCAUUGAGGGCUCGCAAAGAAGCUUUUGAUGCGGCCGUACGUCAAGGCAAGUCACCUCAUUAUUUAACCACUGAUUUUAUUGCUACUACACAACAGUCCAGAGAUAAAAGACGAUCCUUUUCUAAGGAUAGCAGUCGACGGGGGUCUCGGGAGUCUCUAGACCUGAUGGCCACCACCACCAGCAACGAUAGUAUGGCCGCCUCCGCCACCACCGCCGGUGACGAUUCCUCCUCAUCGACAAUCCUACUUCCGAGGACAUCGUCCGAUAUGAAUCUAAGUGGCGACCAAUUGGGCGGCGGCGGCAUUGGCGGCGGCGGCGCCAAUCGAUCGGGACUUAAGUCUAAACUGUUCAGCGCUCUGGGAUUUCAUGGACCCAACACUUCCGCUUGAAAAACACAUUAAUUUUUAUUUUUAAAAAAAACACACACACACACAUAAAAACCCCCUUUUUAUUUACUGCACCUAUUAUUUUUGAUAAUUGAUUUGAUUGAAUGCUCUUUUUAUUAUUAUUAUUAUUUAAA
Oppia nitens is the source of this 4381-nucleotide messenger RNA. RefSeq names its product kinesin light chain-like. Gene Ontology annotation, cellular component: cytoplasm; membrane-bounded organelle; kinesin complex. Lineage: Eukaryota; Metazoa; Arthropoda; Arachnida; Sarcoptiformes; Oppiidae. The transcript has 12 exons. Gene Ontology annotation, biological process: translational initiation; microtubule-based movement. Bases 903 to 4250 code for a protein of 1115 amino acids. Gene Ontology annotation, molecular function: kinesin binding; translation initiation factor activity. The record is from RefSeq and is a predicted model, not a curated record.